This is a messenger RNA of Cynara cardunculus var. scolymus (artichoke), 1543 nucleotides long. RefSeq names its product bifunctional nitrilase/nitrile hydratase NIT4A. The record is from RefSeq and is a predicted model, not a curated record. The transcript is spliced from 6 exons. The coding region runs from base 161 to 1204 and encodes 347 amino acids. Gene Ontology annotation, molecular function: nitrile hydratase activity; nitrilase activity. Gene Ontology annotation, biological process: detoxification of nitrogen compound. NCBI's taxonomy places the organism in Eukaryota, Viridiplantae, Streptophyta, Magnoliopsida, Asterales, Asteraceae.
UUUUGGAAAUUUGACGAGUCUGUGCUCAAAAUUGCUUCCUCAACUUCUUUCUCAUCGUUUCUUUUGCAGGAAUUGUCGUAAUCAAAGCCGUUGGCAACGAUUGUAAAGAUAUAGGUGAUCCUGUUCGUGGUUAGAAGACAAGAGGAGUGAAAGAAAAUCAAUGGCACUAGAUUCAACAACUGGAAACGAUGGUGCUGUAUUCACCGAAGUCGACAUGGGUUCUUCUGACUCUUCUGCCUCAACUGUUCGAGCCACCAUUGUCCAGGCCUCCACCAUCUUCUAUGAUACUCCUGCUACCCUAGAUAAGGCGGAGAGAUUGUUAGCUGAAGCCGUUUCAUUUGGAUCCCAGUUGGUUGUCUUUCCAGAAGCAUUUGUGGGUGGAUAUCCUCGAGGCUCAAAUUUUGGUGUAAGCAUCGGUAACCGUACACUUAAGGGUAAAGAGGAUUUCCGCAAGUACCAUGCUGCAGCCAUCAAUGUACCUGGUCCUGAAGUUGAUCGAUUGGCAGCAAUGGCUGGAAAAUAUAAGGUGUUUUUGGUGAUGGGAGUUAUAGAGAGAGAUGGAUAUACUCUUUACUGUACAGUUCUUUUUUUCGAUAACCUAGGAUGCUACCUUGGGAAGCACAGGAAGCUCAUGCCAACAGGCUUGGAGCGCAUAAUUUGGGGCUUUGGUGAUGGCUCAACUGUUCCAGUUUUUGAUACCCCAAUCGGGAAAAUUGGUGCUGCCAUUUGUUGGGAGAAUAAAAUGCCGCUACUAAGGACAGCAAUGUAUGCUAAAGGAAUCGAAAUAUAUUGUGCACCAACAGCUGAUUCUAGGGAAGUUUGGCAAGCAUCGAUGACCCACAUUGCGUUGGAGGGUGGAUGCUUUGUUUUAUCAGCAAACCAGUUUUGUCGUAGAAAAGAUUACCCUGCUCCUCCGGAAUAUGUUUUUUCUGGAACGGAAGAAGAUCUCACGCCAGAAUCUGUUGUUUGUGCCGGUGGCAGUGUCAUAAUUUCACCAUCUGGGACGGUUCUUGCAGGACCAAAUUAUGAUGGGGAAGCACUUAUCACAGCUGAUUUAGAUCUUGGAGAAAUUGCACGGGCAAAGUUUGAUUUUGACGUAGUUGGGCAUUAUGCAAGACCCGAAGUGCUUAGCCUGAUGGUGAGGGAUCAUCCAGCAACCCCGGUCUCUUUCACAUCCGAAAAGACAGAAAGCUCUCACAAAUAAGUCUCGAGGGUCCGCAUUCGCUGUUAAAGUUAAACUAUGAUUUCUCAACAUUCUAUAUUUUGCUUGCUAUUCUUGCUUUAUUUGCACCUAUGUUACUGGAGUGCUUAUCGUUGUCCUUGUUGUACAUUGAUAUCCACCUCUUUACCCGUUGGGCUAAAGUUGUGAGACUCCAUCGUUGUACAUUGUAAAUUUACCAAACCACCCUUGGGUUUCGUUGAACAAAUCAAUCGACCUUAUUUUCGGUGGUUUAGUUUGUUUGUUUGGCUGUUUUUUCUUCACAAUGUUCCCUGGGUUGAAAGUGGAAAGACUUUUAGUUUGAACAAAGGUUGAGGAGGGAUC